This is a messenger RNA of Lineus longissimus, 1716 nucleotides long. RefSeq lists its product as uncharacterized. The record is from RefSeq and is a predicted model, not a curated record. NCBI's taxonomy places the organism in Eukaryota, Metazoa, Nemertea, Pilidiophora, Heteronemertea, Lineidae. Bases 97 to 1143 code for a protein of 348 amino acids. The transcript is spliced from 2 exons.
GGAAAGGUACAACAAACAGAAAUCAGACCGGAGAUGGAAAGAGAAGACAAAAGCUACGUUUGAAGAUUACACGGUGUGUCCAAAAGCCAGUCGAACAUGACCGUGAACGUCCAGAGACAGAGCAACCUCAGGGAGACACUGGGGGAAGACGCCGACCAACUACUUGCGGCUGCAGCGGUCUACCACGCGCUCAACUGGAAAUACCCCGACCCACCCAGUGCCAAGAAACGAGUGACUUUCGCUGGAGGAAAGGAUUUGAUGCAGUACGCCCCGAAAGGUCGGGACCGCAAGAUAGAGCGGCGUAUUAUUCCGUGUACGCCUGCGAACUCCGUCAGGAAUACUCCUAUCCCGAGGGGCAACCUUCCCCGGGUCGCAUCCAGUUCAGUUCAGAGUACACCUAGGCACAACCAACUCCCGGGAGUUAAACUUACGGCAAGUGGGAGUAAUCGGACAAACAAGGGACUUAGUCAGUAUUCUUUACGGAGUAUGGCCAGCCCGCCUGUGACGUGUCAGUCCACACCGAGGAGGAACCCAAGGACCGGUGAGCUAUCGCGGCAGAUUUACAGCGCUUCCACGAUACGUACGCCAAGUCUCCCAGCCAGGUCAGUGGACGUCGCAACCCGACAACUCAUGAGGACGUACUGUCCCGACUCUCCCACCUACAAGCAUUUACCGACAGCAAACCGCCAACUCCUUACAAACAGACAUCUUCCUCUAAUCAAUUAUAAAGAGACAUCUUGCUCAACUCCGACUGGUCUAUACAAACGCUUCCAGAGUCUACACGGCCUUAGAAACAGUGCGACGUAUCCAUUUGAAGAGACCAGCAAGAAAGUUAAGUCCACUUUACAGGAACCGUCGUGUUUCACUAUUAGUUUUCGUAAUAACAGUGCUUUAGGGGAGACAGACGGAUACUAUGAUCCGUGCAGUGAGGUGAACAGUGACUACUAUACAGUGCAGAAGGUUUACACUCAGAAAAAGUUGGCAAGUAUUCCGCAGUUGACGACCUUGAACGGGUUGUUGUCGGGAAAGGCGAAGAUUCUUCACGGGCGGCGCCAAGAAGAAAGGUUAAGCCUCUCGGGAAGUAUCACAUCUACAGCGAGCUCACCACGGAGUAAAGCAGUCUCGGAUACGUUGAAACAAUAGGGAACGUCCAUUACUUCUCCCUUGGACUCAAGGAGACAUGUUUCAAAAUUGUAUUCUUUCCUCCCAAACAGGAUAAUUUGACAUUCCCCGUCUCGUUGGUGCCAACCAUUGUAAAGAACCUUUUUGUGUCAAACUGGUUUUUUUUACAAGAUAUACUUCGUGAGAAAGUGUUAGACGAGUUUUUAUGAGCAAUUGUGAUAGGGGACGAGGUGCUGUCGUCAUUGCGAAACUUUGUUCAAAAUUUGCCUGUCACCGACGGAUGAUUGUGACAGCGAUGGCUCCUGACCGACUUUCACCAGAGCUUACCAGCUAGGCAGGACUUGCAACUCGGGGGGCAAUUCUCGGUAAAGUUCGCGUGCUGCCAUCUGACAUACUGUCGCUGAACUCGACUCAUCAGCCUUUCGAAAGAGACAACAAGAGGUGGUAAUUAGUAGCUUUCCGCUUCAAUAUAUAUAUUUCCAUUCUGAUUGAGGAACUGCCAACUCGAGUUAUUCCUAUUCUAGUCAGCGAAGAUGACUGAAGGUAACCAUGGUGUUAGCCUGAAAUGUUAUCUUUGUCAAAUAAAUUUAUCCA